UUUAAAAUACAUGUUCGCCAACAGUUCAAACUUGCACGUACGGUGCGUGUUUUUUGUUGAAAGUUAGGUUCGGUCUGCUGCUUGUAAAGAAAAUAAUGUUCUAUAUUGGAAGCAUUCGUAUUACUGAACCGAAACGAUAAGAUGUCCUAGAUGUUACAAUGUUAUCAUAAUUUGUUGUUGUUCUGAGAGCUAUGUAUUUUCAGUAUUGGGCAUUGCGUUUGUUUUAAGGUUAUGUUUUGAAAACAAUGACAGUAAACAUGUCUGAUGCUUGGCAAGAAAUUCAAGCAAUCAAAAGUAAACGCAAUAGUUUACGUGAAAAAUUGCAGAAACGAAAAAGAGAGCGGGAGGACAUUCUAAAUCAGUCAGCUGUGACAUUAGGAACGGAUGUUAAUUCUACAACUCUUGCGAAAGUCAAAGUACUUUCUGCGGAAGGCAGUGGUUCCAAUGUCCCCUCUCCUGUAGCACAAACCAAAGAUGAUGUAGAGGUGACAGAAAAGAAAGCAGAUCUGGUAAAACCUGAUCCAGAAAUUGAAAGACAGUUGCUGCGAUGUCUUUGUGAAAUAUCACUGACUCUUCCGACAGGUUCAGUUGAACUAGCAUCAGCUGUCGGCAAGCAGCUUAAUAAAAAUGUGCCUCAUGUUUCUGUGACAAAUCUCCUCCAAAAAUUUGCCACCCAACAAUUAAUUAGUGUGAAAGAAAGUUCCAAAGAUGGAAAACUGUUUUUGGAAGUUGUGUCUGCUGAACACACAAAACUUGUUGCAAUGGUGAAUGAAUUGGGUGGUGAUGAUUUGGAUAGCCAAAGGACAGAACAGCCUGCAGAUGAUGAACUUAAAAAACGAAAAGGUGAAGGUGAAUCUGAAGGAGAAACAACUCCAAAAGUACCGAAAAUUGCUAGUGUGGAGAAGGAUGAAAAGAAAAAAGAAAAGAAAGAUCCCAAAGCUGCUGACCUCAUGUCUCUUUUAUCAAUGCCAUCUAUAAGAGAGAAAGAAAAUAAGAAGGUUGGAGAAGAAAUUUUAGAUCUUCUUAGUAAACCAACAGCCAAAGAACGUUCUCUUGCUGAAAGAUUCCGUUCCCAAGGAGGAGCUCAAGUUAUGGAAUUUUGCCCCCAUGGUACAAAAGCAGAGUGCAUGAAAGUUAGUUCUGCAGAGCCUUGCAAAAAAUUACAUUUCAAGAAAAUUAUUCAAAAGCAUACUGAUGAAUCUUUAGGAGACUGCUCAUUUCUGAAUACAUGCUUCCACAUGGAUACUUGCAAAUAUGUUCAUUAUGAGGUUGAUGGUCCAACUGUGCAAUUUCCUAAGGAAGCCGGCAGCAAAUUGGAUAGUGUUGAAUGUAAAGCUCUAGGUCGUUCAAAAGAAAUGACAAUUUUAUACCCACCACAAUGGGUACAGUGUGAUUUACGUUACUUAGAUAUGAAUGUACUUGGGAAGUUUGCUGUGAUCAUGGCAGAUCCUCCUUGGGACAUUCACAUGGAAUUACCAUAUGGAACUAUGUCAGAUGACGAGAUGAGACAGCUGGGCAUUCCUACAUUGCAAGAUGAAGGUCUCAUAUUUUUAUGGGUUACUGGCAGAGCAAUGGAAUUGGGCCGUGAAUGUCUAAAGCUGUGGGGGUAUGAAAGAGUUGAUGAAAUAAUUUGGGUGAAAACCAAUCAAUUGCAAAGAAUUAUUCGUACAGGCCGAACAGGUCACUGGUUGAAUCACGGGAAGGAACAUUGCUUGGUGGGAAUGAAAGGCAAUCCAGACAACCUAAACCGUGGACUAGACUGUGAUGUUAUUGUUGCUGAAGUACGUGCAACUAGUCAUAAACCAGAUGAAAUCUAUGGUAUUAUUGAACGUCUUUCUCCCGGAACAAGAAAGAUUGAACUUUUUGGUCGACCACAUAAUGUGCAACCCAACUGGAUCACAUUGGGCAAUCAAGUGGAUGGUGUAAGAUUAGUUGAUCCUGAACUCAUAGAAGCUUUUAGGAAAAGAUAUCCUGAUGGAAAUUGUAUGAUUCCUCCAAAAACCUAAUAUAGAUGUUAUUUUAAUGAUUGUCAAUUUUGUGCUCUUCUGUUGAAAUAAAUACCUGUAUAAUAACGUGUAAUUAUAAUGCAAAGAGAAAAUUAUUCAUGAUAUACUUUUUUGUCUGGUCGAAUUUUUCAAAAGUGCAUUAUAAUAUUCAUCAGUUUCCUUUAGAAAAGAAACUGUGAAUGCAAAAAAGAGCUGAGUUUGUUUUUUAUCCCCCCUCCCAUGUUCCUAAUUUUUGUUUUGCAUAGAAACUCCAGGAAAAAAAUGUUUUGCCACCUGCAUUGUUGUUACAUUCCCAUCCUCCUCCUCCCCCUGCUUCAUGUUGGGGCUCAGAUUUCUAUUGAUUCCAAUUCCUUAUAAUUACACAAGGAUGUGGGGAAAUACCUAGCUUGAAAUUGCAAGCACAUGGCUUGUUUGCGAUUAAUCUUCACAAAAUUGAAUGUUUCUGUAGAUUCUUAACCUAUCUGAAAGUACAGUACUAAUGGAAGUAUUACAUGCCAUUAGUACAAUGCUUGGGCAUUGAAUAAUUUAACAUUGGAUAAUGUGAUAUACACCAAACAUUGUCUGGGUAUAUAUUUACCAAACGCACAUUUUGUGGUAAUAUUUUGAAUCGCAACCCACCCAAUGUUUCUUCUCCAGCUGCUCAACAGUAUACUUACAAAAUUUGAAAGCAAUUGUUCUAGUGGUUGAAAAGGUUUUAUGGAACACUUAUAUGAAAUUUUUUCUUGAAUAGGUUACUUAAUAUGGGUUCCCCCCACCCUACCCAAUCAAAAAAUGGUCUAUUGUUACUAGAAAUGGGAUGUCUCUGGUCCGUUUAAAAGAAAUUGGUGAUUGACAGUUGCGUGUGCAAAGGAGUGACAUUGAGAGGUUGUGUACCACUGAGCACAUGUUCCCAGGACACAAAAAUAAACACUUAAAAUUAAUACUUAUAAAAGUAACCAACUCACAUUGUAUGAAGCUACAGCUUCAGAAGCACACUAUUCAUUGGGCCAUAAGAAAGUGCAUUUGAGAAUUCACUAUAUUUUUUAAAUGCAUUUAAUAGUUGUCUAUCAGAACCUGUUAUUAUCUCUUCUUUCACGCCUUCACUGUCCGUUAUAUGGGUAUGCAUGGCACAUUCUAUGUCUUAGGAGGUCAAAAUCUCACUUGUCUCAUGCUUUUUUGCACGAUUAAAAAACUUCAAAACAAGGGUCUUGGGUGACCGCAGGGCUCAGAUUCCAGACAUAACACAAAUAUUAACAUGUCCCAGACUUCCAACAUUGAUAUUUAUUCUAACAUGUUCUUCUAGGAAGGCUCUGUAAAAGCAAAGAAUUAAACAUUAGGCAAUUUUCAUAUCCACCAUCUCAUUAAAAGAAACUAAACAAAUGGAGUGAGCAGUUGUGAUACAUCAGUGGCCACAGUUUAUGGAUUCCUAAAAUCCCCCACCCCUGUAAGAAUGAAGCACAGGCAAUGAACAUGUCACACCAAUGCUUUUAACAUUGCCAGUUUUCAUUUCUACUACUGAAAAUACAUUGUUUUUACAAUUUUCCUGAAAGUGAUCUUAAACGGGAAAAUUAAGAAACUGUUAAGGAACUGGUUGGUGAUCUGUCAACAGGGAUACAAUUUGCAUACAAUAAAUAGGUUUCAGUGUUCAUCCCCAAAAAAUUGGUCGUUGAGAUGGAUAAUCUUUCAGAGAUCUUUCACUGAACGUGAAUACAUAUACUCAUUACAACUGUUAAAACUGCUGUGUUAAGAUUGUCAUUUUACAGCGGAGGCAUUAUACACUCUCAGAUAUUUAUUUGCUUUGCAUUGCAUGUGUUAACAUAUCAUUAAACUUCUUACAAUUCUUACAAGCUUUUUAAUUCUUUAAGCGUGUGUCAUGUACAUAAUUGUUUUUCGUUAAAAGCAUACAGAGCCUGUUUUGCAGGUGCAACAAUGAUCAGAUAACACACUUUUUUUUCAUUUGGAUCAUCCAAAUAUAUGAACAAGUUUAAACCAAGUUGCUAAAUAAUGGGCCUUUGUUUGUAAGCUAGGAAUAUUUCACUUGGCAACAAUAGUGGGGGACAAAUAGGUUCAUACUUCAUCACCACUAUUAGUUUAAUAUUAUUGUAUUAACAUGUAAUUAGUUACUUUUAAUAGUUUGGAAUUUAAUUCAAGAUGCAAAAGUCAGUUUUAUCUCUUAAAAAUGUGACUUCACUUCAUACUCUACUAAAGUCAAGUCUUGUAUAUUGAUUCAUCAUUUUGUAAACAUGAUUCACAUACACAAUGCAGAAUUCGCAACAUUACUGUCACUAGUGUAACAAGUCAAGAUUAUCAGACUUUCGGUGUUUGUGUGCAUGGCCCACCUAAAUAAAAAUGAUAUGACAGAUACUAUAGUGACAGACAAGACACCCAAUAAUAUUUUUAAAAAAUGAAUAACAGAAUUGGAAUGAUCACCUUACCAAAUACAGUGUGAAAUAUGGUCUGGUGGACGAUGAAAUUUUAUGAACUGUAAGACAUUAUUCAGUGAGAAGUAAAGACUGAGUAAUUUAAUUGUCAACAAGAAAUGCAUGACUUGAAGGAGAAGGAAGAUUUAAGAAAAAUAUUAAUGACGUUUGACAACUUGUGCAUAUGAGCAGGAAGAUGUACAAGUAUAUUGAAAUAUGAACAGACCGUGAAGUUUUUUUUCUUUUAAUUGUUUAUGUAAAGUUUUUCUUGUUAUCGUUUCUUUUCCUAAGUAUUGUUUAAUAUCGUAAAUAAAUUUUGUAUUAUAAUUUGAAUCUUGAUAAUGUGUUGUUUUUUUUUUAAAUUAUUCAAACAGUAAGUUACCUUGUUCGAGUUUAUGGUAUACACCAUAAAAUCAUUCACCCUGAAAUAGAUAAUUCUGUUUUUCCUUAUUAGUGGAU
Molecule: messenger RNA, 4864 nt
Organism: Gryllus bimaculatus (two-spotted cricket)
Lineage: Eukaryota; Metazoa; Arthropoda; Insecta; Orthoptera; Gryllidae
Source: the annotation of a GenBank genome assembly